AUGUCCAGAGAUCAUGAUCAUGACCUCGAGAAGGGCGACCCGGACAGCGAGCUUAACAGAGAGGACACAGACUCGACUACAACCACAGGACGAACACAGGUACCAGCACUUACGAAGGAACCGGACAUUCCCACAACAGCAGCACCCUGCGCAAACAGCGAAGACAUCCUAAAGAUCCCACAACGCGGAAGGCAAGACUCAAGAUCAUCACAUUCAUCAUCCAACUCCGCACGAACUCUAUCUGAUGACAAUAACAACGACCCCCACGACCACCAUAGCGACCGCAGCCGCGCCCAAUCAUCCAACCGCUCCGUACAACGAGAUGCCGAGAAAGUGCCCCGCGGGCAACGUCGAGGACUCCUCGCCCGCUUUGCUGUUGUCGCUGAAAUCACAGAUGCCCACGACUACCCGCGCAAGACGAAAUGGCUCCUCACAGUCGUAAUCGCCACCGCAGGCGCCGCAGCACCCAUGGCGUCUUCCAUCGUCCUUCCCGCUCUGGUGGAUAUCGCGCGAUACUUCGACACCACCGCCACAGUGGUGAAUCUGAGCGUAGCAUUGUACAUGCUCAGCAUGGCCAUCUUCCCGCUUUGGUGGAGCUCGUUCUCGGAAACUUUGGGGCGGAGAACGAUCUACCUGACCAGCUUUGCAAUGUACGUGCUGUUCGCCGUGCUCGGAGGCGUUUCGACGAACGUGGGCAUGUUUUUGGCGAUGCGGGUGCUGAACGGGGCUGCUGGGGCGAGCGUGCAAGCUGUGGGCGCCGGGACCAUUGCGGAUAUUUGGGAGGUGAAGGAGCGAGGGAGGGCGAUUGGGUUCUUUUAUUUGGGUCCGCUGUGUGGGCCGUUGCUUGCUCCCAUCAUCGGAGGAGCGUUGAACCAGACUCUCGGCUGGCGGUCGAUACAAUGGUUCCUGACCAUCUUAGGAGGCGGCAUUCUGGCCUUGAUCGUGCUGUGUCUUCCAGAAACUCUCCAGCAACGCAGCAAUCCAGUAGCAGCCCUCGCCGAAGAUGAAGCCGCAGCGGAGCUCCCAACCGACGAAAAGACCGGUGUGCCCGCGCGACCAGCCCUCUCCCGAACCACGACCAGACAAUCCGUCCAAGUCAAAACCAAAACAUACCUCACCGUGCUCCAGCGCUGCUUCGUCGAGCCGCUGCGGAUAGUCCUAUAUCUUCAGUUCCCCGCCGUGGCCAUUUGUGUCUUCUACGCUACCACCACCUUCGCAGGCCUCUACAUGCUCAACAUCUCCGUUCAGCAGACCUUCUCCACCACUCCGUACAGCUACACGAGCAUCAUUGUAGGACUUUUGUACAUCCCGAACUCAAUGGGAUACUUCGUGACGUCGAUCUUCGGCGGUCGAUGGGUCGACUGGAUCAUGGCGCGAGAGGCAAGGAAAGCAGGCCGGUGGGAUGAGAAGGGCCGACUGAUUUACAGGCCUGAGGACCGAAUGCGGGAAAAUGUCUGGAUUGCCGCGGUCAUGUUUCCGGCUGCCCUUAUCGUGUACGGAUGGACCGUGACAUAUGGUGUGAAUGUUGCCGUGCCGCUUGUGGCGAACUUCUUCUUUGGCAUAGGUUCCAUGCUUGUUUUUGCAGCGGUGACGACGAUGCUGACAGAGUUCAUGCCUCGCAAAGCAAGUAAUGGCGUUGCUUUGAACAACUUUGUGCGAAACAUAUUCAGCUGCAUUGGCGGUGCCGUGACUGAUCCACUGAUCGACGCGAUCGGCAACGGGUGGAUGUUCACCGGUAUGGGCGUGAUUUGCCUGGUUAGCGGAGCGUUCUCCAUUUGGGCCAUGCGACGGUAUGGUGACCACUGGCGUAUCACAAUGGAUCGCAAAAUAGACAAAGUGCAGGGCAAAUGA
Molecule: messenger RNA, 1851 nt
Organism: Saxophila tyrrhenica
Lineage: Eukaryota; Fungi; Ascomycota; Dothideomycetes; Mycosphaerellales; Extremaceae
Exons: 3
Coding region: 1-1851 (616 amino acids)
Biological process (GO): intracellular polyamine homeostasis; transmembrane transport
Cellular component (GO): plasma membrane
Molecular function (GO): polyamine transmembrane transporter activity
Source: RefSeq, a predicted model, not a curated record